AUGGGAAGCAACAUUGCAGCUGACAUGUCGAUUGUACAAGCACAAAUCGGCACUGUUGAAGAGACAUUUCUGAACAUGAAUAGCAGGAUUAGUGUUCUUGCCACCAGCAGCACUGAAACAAUCACUUCUAUUGACAGUUUGUCCAGGGUUCCCCUCGUUGCCCCUGCAAAUACAAUGGCUAAUGUUGCUCAGCAUGCUUUCAACGCCCCAUCUGAGUUUAGCAAGAAGGCAUCUAAUGAUGUUUACGUGAGUAUCAACGUGUCCCAUAUUCGUAAUCUCAUGUGGGAUCCCAAGCUUAAAACAAGAAACCAAGCUGAUAUCCUGGCAAAUGAGAGUAAGCCCAGAUGGAAUACGAAUGUUUUCUUUUCUAAGUCACCAAACAAGGAGUUGGUGGUGCGACUUCUUGAAAACUUGAAGCGCAAGUUUACCCAUGAGGGAUUCAGAGAGGCAGAUUUGAGAGCAAGACUACACAAAAACUUCACCAGCCGGGUUUCGAAAGCGAGAAAAACCGAAGAGGGAAUAAAAGCAACAAACACUCGUUCAAGAAGGGCAGGACGUGCCAGAGGUAAUCAUACUCGCCGUUUACUUGCAUACACAGACAACAAAGACGCAAUUGAUCUAGAGAUGAAGAGAGAUUGUGACUUCACGAUGCAAGUGGCAGCGAUUUCCGAUGGAGAAUCUGCAGAUGAAGACUCUGAGAAUCACACGAAGAGCAUCGUCAAGAUUGUUCGGUCAGGAUGGAGAAGUGACGAGUUCAACUGUCUCAAUGAACUCGUUGAUAUUAUGUUGUUGAUGCAAUGGGGGCAAGUGCUCGUCAAAUGA
This is a messenger RNA of Phycomyces blakesleeanus NRRL 1555(-), 822 nucleotides long. RefSeq lists its product as hypothetical. Bases 1 to 822 code for a protein of 273 amino acids. The transcript has 4 exons. The record is from RefSeq and is a predicted model, not a curated record. NCBI's taxonomy places the organism in Eukaryota, Fungi, Mucoromycota, Mucoromycetes, Mucorales, Phycomycetaceae.